Messenger RNA from Phytophthora sojae, 696 nucleotides. RefSeq lists its product as hypothetical. Gene Ontology annotation, biological process: protein deubiquitination; proteasome-mediated ubiquitin-dependent protein catabolic process. Gene Ontology annotation, cellular component: proteasome regulatory particle, lid subcomplex. The record is from RefSeq and is a predicted model, not a curated record. Gene Ontology annotation, molecular function: proteasome binding; metallopeptidase activity; protein binding. The annotation marks the transcript as partial. Lineage: Eukaryota; Oomycota; Peronosporomycetes; Peronosporales; Peronosporaceae. The transcript has a single exon.
AUGUCAGGGAAUCUGGACCCGCACACGAUGGUGCAGUGCGCUGCGUACCGGCCUAAAGAUUACGUGGAGGACCCGAACAGUCGAAGCCGAGGAGCACCUUCAUUGGACCCACCAUUCCAGGUUGUUGUGCAUCCUGACGCUGUGUUCGUCGCGGACCUGCACGCACAUCUUGCCACUUGCGAAAUUAUUGGCUUUCUCGGUGGCAAAUGGGACGAAGCCUCCAAAACGCUGUACAUCCAGGCCGCGUUUCCGUGCCGUUCGCUAGUGAUCGAUGGCGACGAUGGAUCUACUGACGUCGAGAUGGAUCCGGGCAGUGAAAUUGAAUUGCGUGGCAUCAUCGAAAACGCGCAGCUGGAGGUUGUGGGAUGGUAUCACUCACAUCCCGCAUUCGCACCAGACCCGUCCGUUCGUGACAUUGAGAACCAAACAAGCUACCAGCAGCUCUUCCAGCGCCCCUGUACUAGCAAAGAAAAGAAGCCUUCGGAGCCGUUCGUUGGACUGAUCGUUGGCACGUAUGACACACGUCGAAGCUCACCAGUGAGCCUUUUCCGAUACUUCCACACACGAGGCGAGAAGGUCAGCGGGGGUGCGUGCCGCGAAAUCUACAUGCCUUACGAAUUCAUACCAGGUCGGCGUCACUUUCGGAGCGUGUUGCAAGAUGAGGAGCGUGAUCGAACCCGCAUGUUUCCCAUGUAU